GAUUCUGUGUGCGAUUAUUGAAAUUGAAAAUGCGACAAAAGGGUGGCCACGUUCUUUCAGGAACAAGUUUAGAAAUUCCAGUGUCAUGGACCAUCUCAAUAACUUCAAUUGAGAUAAAUCUGACGGAGAAAUGAAAGGAUGUAUACAAGAGAAUGUCAGCAGAGAAUUGGACUACAAAAAAUAUCCAACAUGAAAAGAUGCUAACAGUGAAUAAAAAAAUAGUAUAAAUGUUUGAACUGUCAUCGAUCUAUUUAAAUAAUAAUUAACAAAUAAUAAGUGUUUUUCGAUUAUUGUGUCUAUAGUGUGAUCUAUAGUUUGAGUUGUUAAUUUAUGUUUGAAAUGUUAUAGUUUUAUUUUUAACUUAAAAUGAUUAUACCGUAAAUACUCAAAAAUCGAAUAACAAAAUGUCCUUUAAUGAUCCUAAAUGAUUAAUCCUAUAAUAUCAGUUGUUGCAAUACUAUCAUAGUGCUAAUAUUUCUAUAAAUAAAUUUUAAAAUAUUUAUAUAAAUCAAAUAAUUUAAUAUUCUUGAGAAUUUAUUGAUAAAUUUCAAUCAUGACUGAUAUUACCAUCCAAGACUUACACAAGUUGCUUGUUUAUUUUUCAAAAACUACUUAUAGAGCCAAAGAUGCUGAUUGCACGGGCCAAGCGAUUAUGCAACAGUGUUUGUUACUUGCUGAUUUAGAUUACACGCAUUCAAUAAUAAGUAACAUUGCAGGUGACCUGAGUGCUCAUUAUCCAAGUCACCUUAUUAUUCUUGAAAAUGAAAAACAUAAAAAUCCACACAUCUGUGACACGCCACCACCACUGCCAAGGACUACAGAGACUAUAUACGAAAGCAUGUACGAUCCGAAUAAGUUGAAAGAUUUAAUUAAAAAUGCCAGAUUUGCCAGAUGUCGAUCAAGAUUUCCUUUACCAGUAAUUCUCUAUAAAGGACGACAUAUAUGUCGAUCAGCAACACUGUCUGGUGGCCCUGAAAUUUAUGGUAGAUCUGGGCUUAACUAUUUAUUUGCUGGAACUGAAACAGCUGGUUCCGUCCAACAUCAAGUAGAUGAAGCCAAAGGAGGAGACUCUGUACUUAGUGAUUGGCAAUUAUUUGAUAAAGUGCGAAAUCAAGAUAUAAAAUUAUUAAAAACUCUUAACGUUGGUAAUAUCAUUGAUUUUAUGGUCGAGAAAAAAAAAGUUAAAUUCGGAAUGAAUGUAACAUCGUCGGAGAAAGUAGAUAAAGAAAAGAGGUAUUCAGACUUCACAAUAAUCUCACUGCCAUAUCCUGGAUGUGAAUUUUUUAAAGAAUUCCGGGAAAAUGAUUAUCAAGCAAAAGGACUAGUCUUUGAUUGGUCCCAAACACAUGUUGAUGCGCAAAUUGGCGUUCCAGACGAUAUAAUUUCUACUCAAUUAAAAAUUAAUUGGGAUCAGUAUCAAAUAUGGGACCUAGUCAAAUUAACGCAAAAUUAUUUCAAACUUAUAUUACGAUAUUUAAGUGAUAGUAGUAAUGGGAUGUUGAUUCAUUGUAUUUCGGGAUGGGAUCGAACACCAUUAUUUGUUUCACUCUUAAGAAUUAGUUUAUGGGCAGAUGGAGCUAUUCAUACAUCAUUGAAUGCUCAUCAAAUGUUAUAUUUUACAAUCGCAUAUGAUUGGUUAUUAUUUGGUCACGAUUUACAAGAUAGACUCAGUAAAGGUGAAGAAAUAUUCUUCUUCUGUUUCUUUUUCUUAAAACACAUUCAGGAUGAAGAGUUCAGUGUUAAUUCUAAACAUACGCGAUCGCGACAUUCCGUUUUCCGCAACGACAGUGAUUCGCAAUUGGACAAUGUGAUGUUUGAUAAUGAAUCUGUUGUAACGUUAAGUUCAGUUAGUUCUAAUAUGAGUUUAAAUAGCUGGUGUAGUUCAUUUAGUCAAAACAGUCGUGACAGUCAAGACAAUAAUCCACCUAGUGUAUUUCCUUGUUCUUCCACAGAUAGUCAAGAUGAAAGCCAUAGCAAUGGAAAUGUAGUACCAUGGACAUUUUACAAUACUUCAAAUAACAAAGAUAACGUCGCUCAUGGAUCCCGAUCGCCUUUAUUAUCAAGUCGGACGUCUCCUGUUGCUGUACCAAUUCCAGGACGGUUUCGUCAACGCAACGAGUCGUCAUCUUCUGCUGGUUCUUGGCAAAUGAUAUCCGGUACUGGUAGCUUACGUGGCUCAACCACCUCUACUUGUGCAUUACCAGAGUUGUUAUCUUCAUCUGGCUUAGCUUGUAAAUCUCAUUGUAGCAGUUGUUCUGGACAAGCAUCACAGGAAUCAAGUGUCACUAUUAUAGAAGAUGAGCCUACUGCAGUACUAGCACAAAGUCGAAAGGAAAGACUGCACAGCAUGCGUACGUUAUUUUAUAGUGUAUAUAGUCAUACAAUUGGAUUCAGGAUGAAAGAAAAUUCAGAAUCUAGUGGGUUUGGUCAAUUAUUGGGAAAUUUUGCUGAAAAAGUAGGUAUAUUAUCGGUGCAACGUACAUCAUUGUGACCAUAGAUCAUCACAAUUGAAUAAUUUUUUCAUAGACGAUGUAAAUACGAUUGUCUUUCAAUCAAUUCAUACAGAAAAUUUUACAAUUUAUAAAUAAGAAAGGAGGGUAAAUGAAUAUUUGUGUUCAAAAAUGACGUACUCUGAAAAUAAUGUAUAUGAAAGUGACAUAAUAAACUUGGUAUUUUUUUACA
This is a messenger RNA of Chelonus insularis, 2682 nucleotides long. It is a transcript of the gene EDTP, whose product is annotated as Egg-derived tyrosine phosphatase. The transcript has 7 exons. The record is from RefSeq and is a predicted model, not a curated record. Gene Ontology annotation, biological process: dephosphorylation. Gene Ontology annotation, molecular function: phosphatidylinositol-3-phosphate phosphatase activity. Lineage: Eukaryota; Metazoa; Arthropoda; Insecta; Hymenoptera; Braconidae. The coding region runs from base 554 to 2491 and encodes 645 amino acids.